AUGCCGAAUUUCUUCGGCUUUCAUCACGAUAAACAUGAAAAGACUGGGCACAAGUUCCUAGGAAAUGCGUUCAACUUCCAUGGCGCUCACCACUCUGACAAAGAGGCCUCGUCGAGUCAGCAGGAGAGCACUACGUCGUCGUCGCCUCAGCCUGAGGCGGACCAUACAACGACUCCACCGCAGCCACAGACUGUCGCUGUGCAGGGCAAUGGUACAGCUUUGCCCUCAUCCGGCCAAUCUUCUUCGUCUGUGCAUACUGCCAUGUCCUCUGUGGCGCCCAGCAUUGUGUCGCAGGACCAAUUGAGCACGACCAGCCCCUCAGUGACAGCGCCUACCCAAGCCGCCGCCGUAACGACUACCACAUCCGCCACGGCGACCAAGCCUUCCAGCAACUCGUCUGCACCGAUCAACCCCAGCACAGGCCUUCCGAUGCGUCAGCUGAGUGGCCGGUACAAACUCCAGGACUUUACAAUCAAGCGGACGCUCGGCACAGGCUCGUUUGGGCGUGUGCACUUGGUCCAGAGUGUGCACAAUCAUAGAUUCUAUGCGAUCAAAGUGCUGCGCAAAUCGCAUGUCGUCAAGAUGAAGCAGGUCGAGCACGUAAUCAACGAACACGAUGUGCUUGCCAUGGUACGGCACCCGUUCUUGGUCAAUUUGUGGGGCACGUUCCAGGAUCCCACAUUCCUGUACAUGGUCAUGGACUUUGUGCCGGGUGGUGAGCUGUUUAGUCUGCUGCGGCAGAGCCGCCGAUUCCCACCGCAAGUGGCCAAGUUUUACAUCUCCGAAGUGAUUCUCGCGAUUGAUUUUCUGCACAAGCACCACAUUGUGUACCGAGACCUGAAACCGGAGAACAUCUUGAUCGGCGUGGAUGGCCAUUUGAAGCUGAUCGAUUUCGGGUUCGCCAAGGUGGUGACAGAAUCGAAUGGCAUGUGCUGGACCCUCUGUGGCACGCCUGACUACCUCGCGCCAGAGAUCAUUCGCGCGCGUGGUUACAAUGCCAGUGUCGAUUGGUGGUCGGUCGGUAUUUUGCUCUUUGAGAUGCUGGCUGGCUACCCGCCCUUCUAUACGGAAGACAACAAUCCCAUCAAGCUCUACGAAAAGAUUCUGGCGGGGUACGUGGAGUACCCAUCGUACUUUGAGGCAGGUGCCAAGGACCUGCUCAAAUCCCUCAUCACAGCCGACCUCUCGAAGCGAUUCGGUAACUUGCACCGCGGUAGCCGCGAUAUCUUCUCGCACAUGUGGUUUGCUGAGAUCGACUGGGACUGCCUGUACCGCAAAGAGAUCCCGGCGCCUUACAUCCCGAACGUCGGCACGAACGGCGACGCCAGCCAGUUUGACAAGUACCCUGAAAACGACCUGUCCGAGUACUCCCAGCCCAACGCCGUCGACGAGUACCCCAACCUGUUCCCUGGUUUCUAG
This is a messenger RNA of Malassezia pachydermatis, 1419 nucleotides long. Its product is annotated as agc pka protein kinase. The coding region runs from base 1 to 1419 and encodes 472 amino acids. Gene Ontology annotation, biological process: peptidyl-serine phosphorylation. The transcript is spliced from 2 exons. Gene Ontology annotation, molecular function: cAMP-dependent protein kinase activity; ATP binding. NCBI's taxonomy places the organism in Eukaryota, Fungi, Basidiomycota, Malasseziomycetes, Malasseziales, Malasseziaceae. Gene Ontology annotation, cellular component: cAMP-dependent protein kinase complex; nucleus. The record is from RefSeq and is a predicted model, not a curated record.